This is a messenger RNA of Peronospora belbahrii, 1209 nucleotides long. NCBI's taxonomy places the organism in Eukaryota, Oomycota, Peronosporomycetes, Peronosporales, Peronosporaceae. The record is from the annotation of a GenBank genome assembly.
AUGGGUAAGUUCAGGCAUAUUGAAUGUUCGGCAAUGACGCAUCAUGUGCUCGGAGAUAAACUGGAUGUGCACACGGGUGGAGUGGACCUGCGUUUUCCUCAUCACAACAAUGAGAUUGCACAGUGUGAAGCGCAUAACUAUGGACCUCAGUGUGAGCAUGAUAAAGAGUGGUGCAAACACUUUGUGCACUUUGGACACUUGUAUAUUCGCGGAAGGAAAAUGUCCAAGUCGCUGAAGAACUUCAUUUCAGUGAAGGAUUUUUUGAAUGAUGGACACACGGCGGAUCAUUUCCGCCUAAUUUGCCUGCAGUUUAAUAAUCGUGAUAUUUGUAGCAGCGAUACUAAAAUUAAAGGAAUCAAGUCAAAACGCUGUGAGAAACAAGACCUGGAAGUGUUAGACGCACUGUUCAUGACCCAAGCACAGGUGGACGAAGGUUUAUUGGAUGAUUUAGACACGCCACGCGCCCUAUCACUUGUAUUGAACCUGAUAUCGCGUGGAAACACGUACUUGCUGGCACACCGAGGCGAUGAUCAGGCUCCUGAGGAGGUGCUAAUUGCAUUGACUAGUUACGUGCUUGAGGUGCUUGACCUUUUCGGACUGGAGGGACUUCAUGCCGAGUUUUCUGCCAUGAUGCGCCGUCGAUUCACUGUUUCAGUCAAAAAGCAGCAGCUGAAUGAAAGGGACGAAUUGGUUAGCAGGGACGAACAGGAGGCUCUACUUUACUCUUUGAUCAAAUUUCGUGCUGCUGUGCGAGAAGAAGCUUUGCGUAACCUUAAUCAGUCAGGCAACAUGCGCAUUCUUGCGUUAUGUGACACAUUGCGCAACGAGGAGCUACCUCAGUUAGGUAUUCAAGUCGAGGAUCUUGCGCCAGGAUCCUCCGUGUUUAAGCUGCUCUCGCUUGAAGAACGAGAAGCAGUUCGAAGAGUAGAAUCAGAUGAACAGGAAAUAAAAACUGAUGGCGAGGCAGCGCUAGAACUGCGGAACAAACAGCAGGAGCUUGAGAUGCUGAUGCAGAUUGCUCCCUCAGAUUUGUUCAGGAAAUCGCCGGAGUUUGCCGACCGAUUCAACAUGUUUGACACGAAUGGAUUCCCAACGCUCGAGAAUGGCGAGCCUAUUAAGAAAAGCCAACGUAAGAAGCUUGCGAAGAAAUUGGCCAAAUAUGAAAAAUCCUACAUGAAGUACUGGAAAACCCGAGACAAUGGUCAGUAA